This is a messenger RNA of Beauveria bassiana ARSEF 2860, 1440 nucleotides long. RefSeq names its product Cytochrome P450 CYP5293A1. Gene Ontology annotation, molecular function: monooxygenase activity; oxidoreductase activity, acting on paired donors, with incorporation or reduction of molecular oxygen; iron ion binding. The record is from RefSeq and is a predicted model, not a curated record. Lineage: Eukaryota; Fungi; Ascomycota; Sordariomycetes; Hypocreales; Cordycipitaceae. The coding region runs from base 1 to 1440 and encodes 479 amino acids. The transcript is spliced from 7 exons.
AUGCUAUCAUGCUCAAAACUGACCAAAACUUCACAGACCCGAAAGCCUUUUACCGAUGCCAACGGCCGCAAGGUCAAGAUGCUCAAAGAAGAUACUCGUUAUACGCGGUUUUCUCACGGACCCCAAGUCUCCGAGGCUGGUCGUGCCAUUGCCGGCGACGAGCCCUUUCUCAUUCGCAAUGGUCCUUUCCAAGAGCUCGUCAUUAGCCAGCCCGACCAGCUCAAGGAGUUUUGCCGCAAGGAUGCCAAAGACCACACCAAGCCCACCAACAUGAACCUCGGCGACGGCUUCGGCCAACUUCUCGGCGGAGCAGUCGGCGUCCAGGCCGGCAAGAAAUGGACCACCAUGCGCGCGCACUUUGACCCCGAAUUCUCCCACAAAGCCAGCAUGAGCAUGGUGCCAUUGUACAACAACGAGGCUAUCCGCUGGCUGACCGAACUCGCCCAGCCCUCGUCUUCCUCGUGCUCCUCGACGCCGUCCACCGCUGGCGGCUUCGUCCGCAACAUUGCCGGAGCCUGCCGACUACUGCCAUUUCGUCUAAUUGGUCUAGUCACCUAUGGCGAGGCCUUUGACGACAAGCUUUACCAACAGCUGGUUGAGCUAAACGAGAUUCACGACAAGCUCAUGCUCGAUGCCUUUUUCGGAAAAUGGAACGCCUCCAAGCUGUACAACAUGCUGCCGACGGCAUCGCGUCGGCGUAUGCAGAGCUUCCAGCGCACGUGGGAAAGCAUAAACGACGCCGUCAUCCUCCGUGCCAAGACAGAGGGACUACGCUGCCCGGCCGAGGUGAUACACCGGGGUGUCGAAGCAGGAGACAUGUCCAAACGUGAAUUUCUGCAAACUGUGGAUGAGCUUCUUUUUACCAACAUUGACGUCACCUCGACCGCCGUGGCCUGUCUCCUGCUCAACGUUGCGGAGAAUCCUGGCUUCCAGGAGUCUCUUCGUCAGGAAAUGGCACAGAUGAAGAGCGAUCCGUCGUAUGAUGUGCAGCAGUACAUUGCCAAGAGAGAUGUUCUUCUUCACUAUGCCAUUCUAGAGUCUCUUCGUAUGCGCCCUGUACUUUGGUUCUCGCUUCCAGAAAAAACCGCCAUUGACAAAGAAAUCGGCGGCUACUACGUCCCAUCCGGCAGCACCGUCGUCAUCGACUGGAAGCGCCUCAACACCGCGCCCGUCGUCUGGGGCGACGACAGCGAAAUGUUCCGCCCGGAGCGCUUCGCCGGCAUGUCGCCGCUGUCGUACCGCCACGCAUUUCUGCGCUUCGGCUUCAGCCGCGAGCGCUGUCUCGGCAAGAACAUUUCCGACAUUAUCCUCAAGACCAUUCUCAUGGCCACGCUCGAAAGCUACACGCUCAAGCCGAGCAAGCACAGCGCUGUCCGCAAGGAUCGCUUUACAGUGACGCUAGAUGACGAGGUUGAGUUUACGCCCAUCAAGGCGGUUUAG